AUGAGUUACGCCGAAGCUGCCGCAAAGGGACCCAAGCAAUCCCCCGAAGAGGUACGUCACUCGAAUCAACCAGCUGACUCCUACCUUGCUAACCAUGACCGCAGGCGUAAUCGCGCCCCCGAUAUCAACCACGUUUACAGAGACGAAGGCGACAGCACAGCGUCCUUGAUCGAUGUCGACGGCCCACAUGUGCAAUCAGUUGAGCCCGACUUCCUGCAGCAGGAAGUCAAGACCACUACCCAGGCUGAGAGGAUAGAGCGCGAGGAAGAGGAGUCGCAAGAGGCCGAAGAGAAGAAAGAGAAGGCCAAGGCUAAGGCGAAGGCGAAGGCCGAGCGCGCUCGCGAGAACAAAGGCAACCCUGUGUUCAUCGGAAACGCUGCCAUUAUGGCCCUCGUUGGAGCGGGUCUCGGCUUCGGUGCCUACAAGAAGCACACACAAGGCAAGCUUUCGUGGGAGCUUGUUGGGCUGUGGACAGGAGCUGUGGGAGCCUUUGGUGCCAUUGACUACUUCGUCAGCAAGUAA
Molecule: messenger RNA, 522 nt
Organism: Aspergillus mulundensis
Lineage: Eukaryota; Fungi; Ascomycota; Eurotiomycetes; Eurotiales; Aspergillaceae
Exons: 2
Coding region: 1-522 (173 amino acids)
Cellular component (GO): mitochondrial outer membrane
Molecular function (GO): nascent polypeptide-associated complex binding
Source: RefSeq, a predicted model, not a curated record